AUGCACAAGAUAAGCUGUCCAAGAAUGUGGCGACCGAAAUGCAGCGUUCAUAAUUUACUCUGCUACCAAACCAAAUCGCAUCACUACAAUUUGAAGUGUCACCUGUCGUGUUGCAGUGGGUGUCGCCACAGCUUCAAGUCUAUUGUUCCCUCCCUUCAACGCCUAUUUUCAUUAUUCAACGACAAUGUCCUCGAGACCAUAAUCAAGUAUCCAGCCGAUAAUACAACAACCACUCCUCACAAAGAGGACAGUUUUAAUGUAAAGUGGCGUGUAGAUGUGACAGAUUUUGGUAAAUCUCAUACCUACGCUGUAUAUACAUGGCUACGUACUAUCUUCGUGCAUAUAAUACCUCUUCUCCUCCUCUGUGUUAUCAACUUCUAUCUUAUUAAGUUCAUCAGAAUUGCAAAUUCACGAUGGCGAGGAUCACAAAAGACACACAAAACUAAAAAGCAUUCAUCCGACUUAAUGACUGAGACUGGGGACAGUGCUCGUGACAAAGAGGAAGAGGCGAUCACAAGUGCUGCAACACUUGCUGCAAAUCGUCGUAAUGAAAGACGCCAAGCAGCACAACGCAAACUCACUGUUCUUUUGGUGGCAAUAGUUGGACUAUUUCUUGCUGGUCAAAUACCUCAAGCCUUUGCCUAUGUGUCAAAUGUGCAGGUUGUCCUACGACUCUUCGGACGGUCAUCGAGAUCACUUGCGUGUUGUCCACCCUAUCGCUUGUAUCGUGCCAUUACAAAUUGCAUUUGCCUUAUUACCUAUUCAGCAAAUUUCUUUCUCUACGCUUCUCUUAAUAGUCACUUCAAACACCAACUUGGUAAGUGGAUUGGAAUGUGUAAUUUGCGUCCACAACAGCCUAUUCAAACGCACACCAUGACAGCGAUGGAAAGUGACAAAUAUGACACAGUAGAAAGAGUUAAUUACCGUUCUCGAGUGAAAGAAACUGUGUCGGCUGAUGGGUACCAAGUGAAGGGAAGAAGAGGACCUCGAAAGUUGACUCUCAAUUCCAUUAGUCAUGAGAUGCCCAUCACCGAUCCUGUUGGCAUUUCUGAGGCCGGUGAUCGUGCUUCUUUUGUCUCCUAUUCUGAUCAUGUUUGGCGUGUGAGUGUUGCAAUUCUACCUCUAGCAGGUGGCAGACCAGUGGCUCUUGCUAAUGCCACACUGAGAAGAUCGGUGACCACUGUGCCAUCGCGUGCAACAUCACCGCGUGAAUCUGUAAAAACGUCACAACAGGCCUCCAGUGUGCCAACAAAUCACAGAAGUGUUUCCAGUGAACUCAUUGUUCCAAAUUCUUCAAGUGACUCGCAACCCUCCACCACCCUUCAUUCAGUCCCUGUUAGACGGACUAACCAAUCACUCUUCAACUCGCAACCCCUUUUGAAGCAGGCGAAAGAGGACUUAUCCACCACACCGAAUGAAAAGAUUCUUGUUCGUGUGCACAGUCAUUCAAAGCGUUUUUGGUCAAAACGACGACGUCUAUUGGCUGAGACGAGAAAAGGUGGAAGUUCUAAGAAGACUGAUCAUCCAAUUGGUGGCCAAAGUCUGAAUGAGAAUCGUUUUCAACUGAAUGUCACCUCACAACGCUUUCAAGGUGUUGGUCAUCAUUGCAGAGAUCGAAGUCACCUUCAACUCUUUCUUCCUUCCUGCCUUGCCAAUGUGUCUUGGUGUCCGCCUUUUGUUGUGGCAACUUUGUUACGCGCUAACAGGAGCCUUAAAGACGCCACCAAUUCGUCUGUACGCAACACCAUCCCCAUCGCCUACCAAGAAACCCAUUUAGAUAAUAUUUUGUAA
Molecule: messenger RNA, 1791 nt
Organism: Hydatigera taeniaeformis
Lineage: Eukaryota; Metazoa; Platyhelminthes; Cestoda; Cyclophyllidea; Taeniidae
Source: the annotation of a GenBank genome assembly